AUGGCCACGUGGGUUUACAACUUCGGUGAUGGCCAGGCCGACGGCCGAGCCGAGAUGAAGAACUUGCUAGGCGGCAAGGGUGCCAACCUUGCGGAAAUGGCUUCCAUCGGCCUGCCGGUGCCUCCCGGGUUUACGCUCACGACGGAGAUCUGUACCCACUUCUAUCAGAAUGAUUGCAACUAUCCCAAGGAGCUCAACAAGCAGGUCGAGGAGGCACUGGCUUUGGUCCAGAAGCGCACCGGCCGUGUCUUUGGCGACUCCACCAACCCACUUCUGGUCUCUGUCCGCUCUGGGGCGCGCGCGUCCAUGCCAGGAAUGAUGGAUACCGUGCUCAAUCUGGGCCUGAACGAUCAGACCGUGGAAGCUUUGGCGAAGAAAUCUGGUGACCGGCGCUUUGCCUUCGAUAGUUACAGGCGCUUCGUGCAGAUGUACUCCGACGUGGUCUUGGGCAUCGAGAUCAGCCACUUUGAGAAGCAUUUGGAGCGUGCGAAGGAGAAGCGCGGUGUGAAGCAGGACUGUGAGCUUCUCGCUGAAGACUUGGAGAAGUUGGUCAAAUCGUACAAAGCUGUGGUGCAGUUGGAGCUGGGCGAGGACUUUCCCGAAGAUCCGAAAGCCCAGCUGUGGGGUGCAAUUGGUGCUGUCUUCAACUCCUGGAUGAACCAGCGAGCCAAGACGUACAGGGAGACGAAGGUCCUAGUUCAAAUCUUCAGCGUCGAUGGCAGGAACAGAAUCAGCGUGGCCGAGAGGAAUUCCACUCUGGAAGGCUAUGUGGCCCCUUUAAUCAAGCGACCGCAUCGUUUGAAUGGCAACUAUGAUGAUUCGGACUCCGAGGAUCAUGGCGGCAAGAUCAUCAACUCAGACGAAGAGGACGAGGAGAAGGAAGGUGCCGCACCUGACGUAGCCGUCGACCAGGAGGAGGGGGAGGAGGAGGACGAGGAGGACGACGAGGAGUCAGACAAACUGACCUCAGCAGCCAAGGCUUUCAAAUCCCUCAAGAAGAUGGGAGAGGAGGCCCUGUCCUUCAAGAAGUUUGAGAAGGACCACAAAAAGACGGAUCGGGUCCGAAGUCAUCAGAUGAGCCUAGACCGGGUCACGUCUGCGUCCGCAGCGACUCUGCGGGGGCAGGGAUGGUUACCCGGUGCUGAUGCCAAAGAAGCAGUGUUGCCCUCGGAGAUCGGUGUGAAGAGGAGAGCGGACGAGCAGGAGGGGGAGGUGGAGCUGAAAGGCAGAGGUAAGGGCCAGGAAAAGGGCGGCGACAAGGGAAAGGGCAAGGGCAAGAUGACCGUCAAGGAGCUGACAAAGUUGAAGCGUUUCAAGGGGCAGUCUGGUCUCGACCACAACGGAAAGGUCUGGAAGCCAGAGAUUUGGAUGAAUAUGCGCGCCGAAUUCGACUGA
This is a messenger RNA of Symbiodinium sp. CCMP2456, 1395 nucleotides long. The record is from the annotation of a GenBank genome assembly. Lineage: Eukaryota; Dinophyceae; Suessiales; Symbiodiniaceae.